This is a messenger RNA of Aphanomyces astaci, 1431 nucleotides long. RefSeq lists its product as hypothetical. The transcript has 3 exons. The coding region runs from base 1 to 1431 and encodes 476 amino acids. NCBI's taxonomy places the organism in Eukaryota, Oomycota, Saprolegniomycetes, Saprolegniales, Verrucalvaceae. The record is from RefSeq and is a predicted model, not a curated record.
AUGCUCAAGCUGAUCUACCAUAUUGUCGGCGCACGGGAGCCUUGCGCCGUGAAGAUCGAUGCGAAUCAGUUUGUGGCGGACCUCAAAAACAAGAUCAAGGAACAGAACCCCACGUUGGUAUCGCCCAGUGUGAUGGACCUCCACCUCUACCAGUCGUUGAAGGAUGCAACUUGGUUGUCCGCAGAAGACUUGGACCAGAUGAUAUCGGAUGGAGUGAUGGACGCGAAUCUGGCAACUAUCCCACGAAUGGAGCCCACGGACGAUCUUGCGUACUAUUUUGGACCCAAUCCGCCACUGCACACAAAGCGAUGCAUGAGGUUUUUCGUCUUCAUGAGGAAGCGAUGCAAGCUAUUGCAGCUGCCGAUAUGCGAGGCAUUCCGGAUACCUGCUCUGAUGCAGGGCAAGGCGAUUGCAAACUUUGUACCAAACGUGGAAGCCCCAGCGUUUUGGUCGCAAGCCGAUCAAGCAAAUGCCAACGGCAUUUUGGUGGAGAUGGCUUUUGUCGCGUUUAUCACUCCGUUUUUCGAUGCCGUGCUCGCAAACUGUGACAUGGUGUUCGUCAACAGCGAGCAAGUUGCAUGGAUGCCUCAGGGACCACCAUUGCCACGCUCAAGUACAAACCUCAAACCGGUUCGAUUUGCGACCUACCGUGGAAUGUACCAUGCCACGGCCGCGCCCAUGGACCACGUGCAUUAUUGCCCGUCGGAGCAUGCGUUUCGAUUUGGUGAGCCAGAAAAGCAAUUGAUGGGCUGCGUCGUCCUCUUUGAGAGCAAGCUCCGUAUAACCGACUCUGCGUUUGGCCAAGUGGUGAAUCUGAUUGGCUCUGGGGGUGGACGUCGUGGAGAGCGGCGCGUUCCUCGGUCGUGGUGCCCACGGUCGUGUGUUCAAGGUCGAGCGGAAAACCGACAAAAAAGUGCUAAAACUUGUCUUGUCGACUCAAGCUCCACGUCUGAUCUCUAUCGCGAAGAGUGGGCCCUGAAGUAUGCCAAGCUCACAGGUUUGACGGCUCACAUCGAGUAUGGCCUCAUUAAUUUUCCAGGGGGUGCUGCGUUAUUGGUGACUCCAGUGGGGGCUCCUCUGCCUCGACCGACGACACUACAGGAAGUCGUCAACCUCUUUGACCUGCUCAGACAGCUCCAUAAGAAGAAUGUGAUCCAUGGAGAUCCCCGCGUGCCGAACGUGAUCGUCGUCAAGGACAACGGCAAGGACAAGCUCCUAUGGAUUGACUUGGUGGAAGCUCUCGAGGUGGCACCGGCGUUUUGCACGACGGAUGCUGCUAUUCUCACCCGGUCGAUCCUCCGCUUACCACAUAGGUCUCUGCUGGAGGAGCCCUUGGAGUCGCUGACCGACGAGUAUGGCGAAGCCCCGACGAGUGAAAACGCCCACCGAUUGGCCACCGCAGUGUUCCAGUCCACCAAAUUUUCAGCCUAG